UCCCGCUGGACGGUUUCACAGAGAGUGGAGGGCCACCGUCACCUCCUCCACUUCCCUCCCCCUUCUUCUGGGUUGGUUUUUCUUUUGGUGUUAUAUGAAGCUGGGUUGAAGCAGAAAUUGGACGGUGAAAUGGGGACGGAGGAGGACCAGUCGUUGGGACCAGGACAGUGUAACUUAUCCAAGCGUAACAAUUUCGAGUGGGUUGGUGGUGGUGGUGGUGGUCUUCCAAACCUGUCAUGUUUAUGACUGGGUGAGGCCCCGAUCUAUGAAUUCAAUAAUACGGAAUGUGAGGAAAGGGAAGAGAGUACAAACUUCGCUUCGGGUCAUUGGUCUUCGCUUAAAGAUGUAGAUAGCGCAAUUUAAUAAAAUGUAAACGGUUGUUAUUACUAUUGAAUUUUUACCAUGGAUUUUUAACUUCAACAAUUCUGAUUUGCACAGUAAAACCAAUGCAUGUUUGCUGUGAACUAACGUGAAAACAACCAAUUUGUGUCCCAUAUAUGGCCUUUAUAUUGUUGUGAGCGCCAUAGAGCUCUCAGCAAACAUUCGAAAAAAAUAAAACAAACCGCGGCAACUGAGCAGCACUGAUCAGGAAUGUGAAACAACAACCACAACGUAACGUAGUCUUGACGGUCGAUGAGUACUCCGUGUGGUGCCGUUUGAAUUCUCCAACGUACCCAACAGCCCAUGACGUCUGUCCGAGUCCUAUUUCAUGUGGCGAGCCUUCAUGUGGUGCAUUUGAAUUCCGUGACUCCGACUCCAAUUCCUGAUUGUAUUAUUCAGUGUCAAAACUCGGAGAAAGCCAUUUUAUUUUGUGAUUCUCCUGUGUAGCGGUGGAGUGUAGUAAAAUAUUUAUGGCCUGCCGUCCACUUCAGACGCCUUCGCCAACAUUCUGUUAGAGGCGUAACCUUGACUUUCUAUUUGGAUUAUAUUGUUAUUCAGCAUGGCGCAUAAGUACAGCACAGGUGUUGCUGUAGAUGACAAGACGAGCGGGAAUGAGGAUGCUCGCAUCGAGUUGAAGAAAUUCUCCAAAGGAUGAUGAUGUUUAUAAACGGAACUUGUUCUUCAAAGACGGCACGCGGCGCAUUGACUUUAUCCUUUCUUGGAGCACGGAGGUCACCAAGAAGUCUGCACAGGCCAUCCAGGCUCGGAAGAUCUUUGAGGAGAACCUGCAGAAGGAGGGCUUGCAGCUGGAGUAUGACCUGAGUGGGAAGGAAACUCAGUUUGUCAAAGUACAUGCGCCUUUUGAGGUCCUGAGGAGGUAUGCCGACAUUCUAAAGAUGAGGAUGCCUAUGAAAGAGUCAAUUGCGGAACAGCACAUUAAAGAUCGUUUCUCUGACUGGGAGGGUGGACCGAUUGAUAUGACCCCGCUGCCGUCAUUUGGAGCCAAGGUCUGGGAGCACACGAUCAGACUUUUUCGUCGUAUUCUGGUGCCCUUCCAGUAUGACGAGACCAUGCUGCCACCACUACGCCGCUCGUACACCUGUCCGUACUCUGCCAACCGGGAGUAUCUGUUUGAAAUCCCAAAGAACAAGGACGAGCUGUUCUCUCAUGCGACAAGAAGUUGGGUGGUAGAUUACAUCCUGAGAAGGAAGCCGUUUUCUGUCUCAACUGACAACUUUGCUUACGGCGUCAACAAAAUGAUCAAGGACCAGAUUUAUACAGCUGCCUUUCCACUGCACGAGGGUCACUGGAAAACUGGUUCUGCUGAGAAUCCAAGAAAAAUCCUCUUUGAUCAUUGGGCUCACUGGCGGAACUGUCUCAAAUUCCAGCCCCUCGGACACGUCAGGUUGUACUUUGGUGAGAAGAUAGCCCUGUACUUUGCCUGGCUGGGAUUCUACACCACAAUGCUGGUGCCUGCCACAAUUGUGGGCCUGGCAGUUCUCAUCUACGGACUGGCCGUCAUGGGCACUAAUUUGGCCAGUAAAGAGCUGUGUGAGAGUGAUGACAUCAUCAUGUGUCCACUGUGUGACAAUCACUGUCCCUAUUGGAGGCUCAGCGAUGCCUGUUCGCAUGCCAGAGCCAGUCGAGUCUUUGACAACGGAGCCACUGUGUUUUUUGCCAUCUUCAUGUCGUUAUGGGGUACACUGUUUUUGGAGUUCUGGAAGAGAAAGGAAGCCACCAUUCAGUACAAGUGGGACCUGACCACCUUUGUCUCUGAGGAGGAACCGCCCAGGCCUGAAUACUUGUCGAAACUGGAAAACUGGCACACGAUGAAGAUCAAUCCUGUCACAGGGCUGAAAGAGCCUCACCUUCCUUUCUGGCGCCGCAGGUUUCCCAUUUUCCUGUGCUCGUACUCCAUCAUGUUGCUCUUGGCUGCAGUGGCUAUCUCGGCAGUGAUUGGCGUCAUUGCUUACCGUGUGUCCAUGCUGGCCGCCUUGAACCUGAUCCCCAACGAGGUUGGGAACGUUAACUCAACAGUUGUGACCACCACGGCCGGCCUCAUCUACGAAAACGCCAGUCUUGUUACCACGGUUACCGCUGCACUCAUCAACCUGGCUAUCAUCAUCGUCCUCAACUUGGUCUAUGGCUACCUGGCCUUCUGGCUCACUGACUGGGAGUGUCUGCGCACACAGACAGACUACGACAACAGCAUCACCAUCAAACUCUUUGCCUUGCAGUUUGUCAACUAUUUCGCCUCCAUCUUCUACAUCGCCUUCUUCAAAGGACAGUUUGUUGGGCGACCAGGCAAGUACAGGACAAUCUUUGGCGGCCGUCAAGAAGAGUGUGAGGCUGGUGGUUGCCUCAUAGAGCUGUGCAUUCAACUGGCUAUCAUCAUGGUUGGAAAGCAACUGGUGCAGAACAACUUUAUCGAGAUUGUCUUGCCGAAAGUCAUCAAGUUUAUUAAAAGGAAGCUGUCGAAAGAGACGAGGGAGCAGAAGUUGGGGCGGACCCCAUGGCAGAAGGAUUCCCUUCUGGACCCUGCACAGUCCAUGUCACUCUUCUACGAGUACCUGGAAAUGGUACUCCAGUUUGGUUUCCUCACAAUUUUCUGUGCUGCCUUCCCCCUGGCUCCUCUGUUUGCUCUGUUGAACAAUAUCAUUGAGAUCCGUGUGGAUGCCAGCAAAUUCAUCACACAGCUCCGCAGGCCUGUCGGAGAUAAAGCCGCAACCAUAGGUAUCUGGUUCAGCGUGCUGUACGGUAUCUCAAGAAUUGCUAUCCUCACCAACGCGUUCAUCAUUGCGCUGACGUCAGAGACCAUCCCCCGCCUGGUGUAUCAGCUACGGUACAGCGACGACGGAUCCCUGGCCGGCUACGUCAACUUCACCAUGGCCCACUUCAAUGUCUCUGACUUUGACGACGCUCACAGACCAACGGACAGGAGUCUUGGAGAUGUGGGCAUGUGCAGGUACAAGGACUUCAGGAAUCCCCCGUGGGAAGAUAAAGACUACCGUAGAUCCUCCCACUUCUGGCAUAUCCUGGCCGCCAGACUGGCAUUUGUGUGUGUCUUUGAGAACGUGGUGGUUGUGGUGACAAGCCUCAUCGCCUGGCUCAUCCCUGACGUGCCCUCGGUGCUGAAGGAGCAGAUCCGGCGAGAGGCGUACAUCACCAAUGAGAUUGUGCUCAAGACAGAGCUGCGGCGGGCCCACGGUGAGGAGGUCACCGAAGACAUGGUGUCCUCCCUCACCACGGAGGAAACAGAGCGCUACUCGCCUCGGCUCAGCGAGGACAUGGAGGUCACUCAUCGCAGGCCCGGUGCCACGGCCUCUGACCCCUCGGACCCAAGGACUUAUGUGUGAGGAGGAUUGUGAGACUGAGGAGACCUGCUGGAACAGAUGGUAGCCGCUUGCUAGGAGCUUUUCUUUACAUAUUUCUUUCUGCUCCUUGUCAUUUCUUUCGUCGCAAACUUAAUUCACAGUUGGGGAGUUUUCCAUGGGUAGUCCAAUGUUCUACAGAGACCGUCUGAUAAAGUCUUUCUUGAAAAAUUCAAAGUAAAAGUUGUUAUAGAUUAUUUCCACAUUUAAGUGCUUGUGAAUUAGGAGUCUGGCAUCUUUCAUUUCUGAACAAGGAAAAAUUUGCUGGAAAGGUACCAUAUAUGCUAACUCUGUUGUUAAAUGUUUUGUAAAUUUCUUCAUCCUCUUGAGAUUAAAGGUCUUACUGGACAAGGGUUCUCAUCUAGUGGGCCACAUGGCAUCUUGAUCUGGGCUGUGAACUUUCUGGGCAUCGUACUUGCUCUAUUUUUUUAAUCUGUAGUUGAGGACCCCUGUUGUAGGUGCAGUCAAUCCUGUCCAUAACGGUCAAUCAAGAUCACAGAGAAGAGUGACCAUAUAUAUAUAUGGUCUCUUUGGACAGGGCCUGCAUUUUGAUUGUUUACCACACAAGAUGAAAAUGAAUUACGUGUAAACCUCCGAAAGAACACUGGCUAAAGCAAGAGAUUCCCUUCCAAGUUCCCACCCUCGAUACAGCCGUCAUUCACAAAAUAUAUAAGAGAAAACAAAUCAACACAAAAUUUUAAAACCCUGAAACAGGCAGCUGAGGGCCACUAUAAGACUCGCACCACACUGCCUAUCAUAUUGUGACUGCAUGACGUUUACUGUGAGGUCAGUAGCAGUGUGUUAUUAUUGGCUCUCACAAAAAGUAUGGGCAGUGGCAGUGCUCUCAAUUCAUUUGACACUUACACAUCAUUGGGUUACUGCUGCACACCAACCCCCUAUUGUUUAGUAGUGCCAAGCCAGGCGAUAAGUCCAGCUGCUGCUGUGCAUUGAUUGAACAUUCAAUCUUAGUCUGAGAAUGGAUUGGCAAAAAAAAUUUUUUUGUUGCAAGUGACCGCUAUGGGCAGUUUUUGCGACCUACUUGUUCUGAAAAUGUCGGACCGUGACCUCGUUGGACAGGGACCAUUAUUACCAGGUUAACAAUAUAGAAAACACACAGGGGUAUUGGGGAACUGUGGCUUGUUGUACAGGUAACGGCUGUGAAGAGGUAACCACUCUGGUGGGUUGGACCGUAGUCGGGUAUUGUUGUCUUUUUUUCAGCUUUUUUCAGUGAAACCAUAUCUUUCGUUGUUUUGGUCUAUGUGACUGAAAUUGUGUUACAUUAUGUGUAGGUUCUGUCUUUAGAAAUUGUACAAUUUGUUGAACAAGUCACUUGAAUUGUUGUUGCUGUCAAUGCAAAGGAAAUUUUAAUAGUCCGAUCAGGAAUUACAUUUCUGACUUUUAGCCUGUUAUUAUACUCACAAAGUGCAACUUUUUAUUGAAUGUAAAUACUUCUAGUUGAAAGAUCAAAUGCACCACUGUCAGUCAUUCUCGUCUCGAGUUGAAAACAAUGGAGUUAGUUUGGAUAAUAUUAAUUUCGCUACUGCUUUUAUGGUACCUCCUGACCUUAUUGGAAAAAAGGUGAGUUACUAUAAAAAUAAUUUCUUUGUUUAAAUUUUUUUCUAUGACCCAUGACAUGGUCUUUGGCAAAGUCAACUGUUACUGUUACAUGUAUACUCAUGAACAGGUUUUAGAAGCCUUGGCGUUUCUCCUCACUGGAGUAGAAGACAAAGACUGCUGGUCCGGGUCUACCUCUUCAUAGUUCUCUGUAUGUUAUUCUUUGUGAACAAAUCAAUGUACAAGUAACUAUUUAAUUUAUAUAUAUAUUUUAAAAGUUAGCCUUUGAUCACAGAAUGCAAAUUUGUUCUUUUCUGAAGAGUGAAGUGAAUGAAUGAGUUGGAGCCAUUGGUAUUGUUGGGGAGUCAAAGCAAUUUGUCUUUUGAUGGAAUGCCCAUGAGUUGAUAUUAUUAUUUUCUGUUGCAAUGUUUUUUUAAAAAGUUGUUUUCAUAUAAUGAGAUAUGUUCAAGUGUGAGUGUACGAUUUUGUUCUAUGUUGUGUACUUCUUGUGGCUUUUAUACUUUGCCUCUCAUCGUUGCGUGGAAUUUUUUUCUCCUAAAGCUGCAUCCUGACUGAACUAAGGUGUUUUGAUUUUGUUUCAUACCUAGUACCUGUAAUUGAAUCAGUGGGGAGGAAAAAUACUUUUGUAAGGUACGCUUGUUGGAACCAUUUCCCAUUUGUUUGUUCCAAUUUUUUUUUUAAAAUUUGGUGAAGAGUAAUUACAAUUUUUUGGAAAGUAGGGUGAGAGAGCUUUCAUGAUCCAUCAUAUUUAAAAUGCUUCUAAGUGUUAAACCAUUUGUAUAUCACUCUAUCUCUCUAGCUUAAAGUAGAUUUUUACACUGCUUCCACCUAGCCUACCAUGGUCACGAUUUAAGACAAUACGCUUUAAAAAAAAUUCUUCUUUUCCUUUAUUCACUUUUCCGAAUCCUUUUAGGCAGCACCAUUUCUUGCUACAAGUGUUUUUGUGUUUUUACUGGUCCACCUAGCAUUUAUUUAUCUUUUUCUGAACUUGUCUAAUGGGUUAUCCUUGACGUCCGUAUGUGAAAACGUGUUUUGGUCGAGACAUAGCUCUUGUGCUGGCACAUAUGAUUUUCAUUUUGAAGAUAUCAUCAGAUAUAUCUUGCUUUUCGCUCUCUAUCUCUUUUUUUUUUUAUCUUUCACUCUUUCUCUAUCCCCUCAGUCUUUCCCGGUCCCCUAGCAUGUCCUCCUUUAUGUGUGUUGACUGCUUGUAUAAGUGUAGGUUACUGUUUCUUCUAAUCUUUGUGCUAUAAAUGUUUGAAAGUAUUAAAGGUUAACAUAAACAUGUACUCUAUCGGGGAUAAUUAAAAUUACAAUCAGUCUUUAAAACAAAAACAAGAUAUAUGUUGAUAUAUCCUUCAAGGUUUUCAAAUGCUUUGUAGAAUACACAAGCGACCAUGUAUUUUUGUAUGAUUUUACUGCUUGAAAAGACAAAUCAAGUUUUCUUUCUUUUUCUUUCCUUGAAAAAUAGACCUGUGUCUAUAUUUUAUGUUUCUGAUUGACACUGCUGGGGUAGACUUUCCUUCUUUACAGUGGGAAGAGGAAAGGGAACAGAGCUCAUUUCUUACAAAGAAUUGUUUUCUCUUCGAUGCCAAAUGAAUUAUUAUUAAUGGAUCCUCACUACCUUCUUUCAGCAUGAAAACUUUCUUUUAUUAGCUAACUUUUAACAUGGCAGGAUCCAUUGUCAAUAUCAGCACCUAUUUUUAUUAUUAUAGUUUUUUAACAGUGUUACUUGGUAACAUAUCAUAGAACUCAGUCUUUGUAACAUACAAAAAAUCAGUGUCGCUGAAAAUGUGGCAUGUUGGUGCAUGAUUCUUAAUAGCUUGGUAAGUGUUGCUACUAAGUUUUCAAGCUGGUCUGCCCUUCUUCACAGGGCACACUAAUUCAUGUCCAUUACUUUUCUGUUUCAUUAUGUGUCACAACACUUUACACAGCUUAAAAAAUGCUCAUAUUAUUGAGUUGUGAGAAUGAACCCGUAGAAUAAUUGCCCGGUUGUUUUCCUUCAGUCAUUUAGGCUAUUUGGAAAAUAAAUUAUAAACUUUACUAGAGGUGCAAAUGUUGUCCAAGAAUGUCUAAUGUUUUGUAAUAUACUUAUAACUUAUAAACACAUUUACUCUUACAUUGAGUUACUGACCUUGAUAAAUUUAAACUCAAAGAAAGUCCAGACUGAUUUGACAUAUUUUGUUUUACAUUCUUGCGGUGCAUUUUUACAUUUUUUUAUUUUUUAAAAACAGUUUUCUAUGUCAUAAUGCAGGUGUAACUGAUUACUGUAUGAAUGAAAUGUGAAUGCUGAUUAUUGCUUGUGACUGUUGUUCUUAUCUAGGGCAAAAUGUAGCAAGUUGCAAAAUUUGGACUCGCAAGAAUUGCCGUCUGCGCUCAAGAGCUGUUGCUUAUUGUAUUGUUCCUCAGUUUCCUGAUUUUUUAAACUGUUUUUACCUAGUGUACCUUUUUUCUGCUUUCUUCAUUCCUGUGUGAUUGAGUUGUAUGUGAUAUUGCAAUGCAAUGGCAAUGCUUCAUGACUUUAUGGUGCGAGACCCUUUUCUCUAUUGCAAGUUCACGAAAACUUAAAAAAUAUAAACUUGCUACAUAAUGAAAUGAUAUCAUAUAGCCAGACUGGAAAA
This is a messenger RNA of Aplysia californica (California sea hare), 7945 nucleotides long. Its product is annotated as anoctamin-4. Gene Ontology annotation, cellular component: plasma membrane. Gene Ontology annotation, biological process: chloride transmembrane transport. The record is from RefSeq and is a predicted model, not a curated record. Lineage: Eukaryota; Metazoa; Mollusca; Gastropoda; Aplysiida; Aplysiidae. Gene Ontology annotation, molecular function: protein dimerization activity; chloride channel activity.